Molecule: messenger RNA, 1930 nt
Organism: Mus caroli (Ryukyu mouse)
Lineage: Eukaryota; Metazoa; Chordata; Mammalia; Rodentia; Muridae
Source: RefSeq, a predicted model, not a curated record
AUGACAGCCUGUGCCUUCCAGACCCCCACGCAUACCAAAGUCGGAGAAGCGCAGCGUAGUCUAGAGACAAACAACUGUAUCUGCGCAACCAGCGGAACUCGGGCGAGAAAAGGCAUCCGAUUCCGGGAUUGGAGGAACAUGGGGCGGGAGCACCGCGCUCCCGCUUGCCCCUCCCGCAAGCCCAGCGGGGGCGGGAAGUCUGGCGCGCGCGCGCCGGCCCAUCGCCCGGGCUCCGCCCCCCGCCCUGCCGCGCGCUCCCGCCCCCGGGCUGAGGCGACUCAGAGUCGGAGCCCGACACAAAGGCGGUGGCGACGGCGGCAGCGGCAGCAGCGAAGGGACCCUAGAGGCCGCUCCGCCCGGGCUUUCCGGGCCCACUGCACUCACCCCAGCCCGCAGCCCUGCUGCCCACCCGCGGCUCUAAGAUGGCGGCGACGAAAGAGACCGGGCGAGCGGCAGCCCGGAGCGGGAAGCGCCGGAGGGGCCUCCGCCGUCCUGCUUCGGACUCCCGGACCCAGGCGCGGCACGCAGCGGGACCGUGGCUUCCUGGGGCUCUUACCUGCCCGAAGCGGACUCGAGGGGAUGCGGCCACACGUUCUGCUCGACCGCCCGUUUUGCCGCCUCCGCCUCGCCCUCCCCAGCGCCGCUGCCGCCAUCUUGUGUCCCGGGCCGGGACUCCGCGCUGCGCAUGCGUCGGUACCGCCUCUGAAGGACCUCGCCACGGCCGCGCCGCCAUCUUGAGUGUGGCAAUGUUGACUGGCUCCCCGGACCUUGAUGGCUUUCGCCCCCGCCCCCCGUCCCCAACUCCCCAUUUUCCCGUUCAUCCCGGUUGUCCCUUGUGGUCCUGAGGAUGGGGAAAAACAGCUUUGCUAUUCUUGAAACGUAGGUGGGAAGGAAGGAAUAUCGCACACCCCUGCCUCAGUUUCCCUGCCGAACGCACUCGCAGGGGCUGAAGAUCUAGGGCACUUGAGGGGGCACGAAGCUGGUCUAGAGUCUUCUAGGGGCUCUGGCCCAGUUGCCGACAUAGGCGGAGUGGUGACGUAGGCCCUGCACGUUGGGUCCUGGCCUGCACAGUGCUCGGCCGCUUCCAGCUGGUGCUGUCCUCGGGGCCUCUGUCCUCUAAGGGUCCUGGAAUGUUAACUCUCUCUGCCUAGAGGCCAGGUGACGACGACGUGCAAAUCGAACCUUUGCGCGUUAGCAACCUGCUCACAAAUUGCUCUUGAAUAGUCGUAGCUUUUGGAGGAGUGCAGGUCCGGUAGAUGGGGCUUUGGGCAGUUGUAAAGUUGUGAAGGCUGCACACAGCUUAGUGGGAGACGCUUCUGCAAGGGUCCGUCCGCAAGGCUCCCUUCCGGAAUUAGGCUCCUAGCUCCACCCACUUGUGGCCUCCUAAGGAAGCGGUUGCCCAGUUAAGGUAACUUGAAAGGAGGACAAGUUUGCCACCUGCUGCUGGACUAGCGUAGCAGAUGGCCCCGCUGGUCAGCCUCGGCUGCCAGUAACUUGGAGCUGGAAUGUUGGGAGGUCAGGAAAAAUGGUCAACAAUAUAAACUAGUAAGAGUUGGAGGAGGAUCUUGUCUAGUCUGCCCUCAGACACCUGACCUUCGACCCCAGAUGUGUCCAUCUUGGGGAUUUUUUGUUCUUUUUUUUUUUGUUUUUUGAUAGUUCUGCUAUAUAACCCUGGCAGACCAGGAACUCAGCAGUCUGUCUGCCUCCUCGGUGCUGAAAUUAAAAGCAUACACCAUCAUGCAUCUCGAAUCUUGGGAGACUGAUAAAGGGUCACUAGUUUGAGAGGUCAGCAGGGCUACAAGAUACUUGCCUUAAAAAGGAAAGUUUUAACUCGGGAGGCAGAGGCAGGCAGAUUUCUGAGUUCGAGGCCAGUCUGGUCUACAGAGUGAGUUCCAGGACAGCUAGGGCUACACAGAGAAACCCUGUCUCG